This is a messenger RNA of Polypterus senegalus (gray bichir), 2210 nucleotides long. RefSeq names its product rho GTPase-activating protein 40. Lineage: Eukaryota; Metazoa; Chordata; Cladistia; Polypteriformes; Polypteridae. The transcript has 15 exons. The record is from RefSeq and is a predicted model, not a curated record. Gene Ontology annotation, biological process: regulation of actin filament polymerization; regulation of small GTPase mediated signal transduction; signal transduction. Bases 93 to 1928 code for a protein of 611 amino acids. Gene Ontology annotation, cellular component: cytoplasm. Gene Ontology annotation, molecular function: GTPase activator activity.
AAGCAGCUCUGCUGUACACAGAUGACAUUAAACUCCUGGAUAAGAGUGACAGACUCACUGAGCUCACUGCCUGCUUUAACAGAUACUUUAGGAUGAAUCUGGACAGUUGGACAAACCCAUCAUGUCAGCUCAAUGCUGACAAUCUGUACUUCCACUCCUCUCUAUCUGAUGCAUUCUGGAAUGAAGUGGAAAGUAUUUGGCAAGGAGGAAGCAUCUCACAGACAGAGGGUAGCAUGGGCUCUACCAGGCAGCCUGAGGAAGGGGAACUGGAAAAAGCCUGGCUUCAAGAUGCAGGUUUGUCAACUUUAAUUGGAGAGGACUGUGAAGACGUGGACAACAUGAUCCUGCUGUCGACUCUUACACGGACCCAGGCUGCAGCAGUGCAGCGACGACUGAACACAUACACUUGCUCUAUUAAAAAGAAACGCAAACAACCCAUCCCCGAUGUCCGUGACAUCUUCGGUUCAUCUAGUCUACAGAAAACUCUGCCUGAAACUGAAGACUCAAUUUCCAAUGACCAGCACCUUGAAGAAGUCAUGGGUGAUAUGCCACAGUGCCCAAUAGGAGAGAAAGAGGAGAUCUUCAUAACAGAUGUGCCAUACUGUGAGCAAGCUGCCCUCCUAGUAAAGCAGGGCAAAACUGCUGAUCAAGAUAAUCAAAGAAAGAAGAAUGAGGCCAUGACUUUACCUAAGCUAGUCUCUCCCAAGUACAGACUGGGGGUAACACGGAUCGGGGACUUGUCUUCACCAGAUGUCAAGAAGAUCCGUCAGCUGGCUCUCAUCGACAUGACUGCACUCUGUGAUCUUCUGCAAGUGGAACUAAAGAGAUCCAAGAGCAGCAGAAACAAGAUCUCUGAGGGCUGCCUGUUUGGUGUUCCCUUGGCCACACUGCUGGAAAAUGACCAAAAGAUCCAUUCCAAUGCGACCAUACCACUCCUCUUAGAAGAGAUGCUGUCCUUCCUGGAAGAAAAAGCCCUGGAUUCAGAAGGUAUUCUGAGAGUAUCAGGCUCCCAGUCCAGGAUUAAGAGUUUGCAGCAGAGACUAGAGAACACUUUCUACUUAGGGCUUUUCAAGUGGGAGGAAGUGAAUCCCAAUGAUGGAGCUGCACUUCUCAAGAAAUUCAUACGUGAUCUGCCAGUGCCUUUGUUAACUGCAGAGUAUCUUCACACUUUCAGUGCUGUUGGUGACAUUCCAUAUCUGCAGCAGAGGCUUCACGUUCUCAACCUUCUUGUGCUUCUCUUGCCAGAUCCCAACAGAAACACCCUAAAGGCCCUGCUUGAGUUUCUGAGGAAAGUGGUUUUGCAUGAGAAGUCCAACCGCAUGAACCUGUGGAGUGUCUCCACCAUCAUGGCACCUAACCUCUUCUUUCAUAAGAGUGUAGACACCAAGCUGAGUGGAGGACGUGAGAAAGUGCUGGCGGAGAGGGCAGCAGACAUCAUGAGGCUGCUACUCCAAUAUCAAGAUCUGCUGUGGACAAUUCCCUGUUUCCUGAUGUCUCAGGUGAGAAAGCUAAAUGAAAACAGCAGCCGCAGAUACCAGUUCUAUGACAGGAGGAUUAAAAAUCUACUGAAGAAAAUCUACAAUGAUCGGCACAAGGCACAAAAGUGCUCAGCAGAGCCUCACAGGACAGUGAAGAUCCAGACCGGCCUUCAGCAGAAUGAUGUUUUAAAGAUCGAGCUGAAUGUUGACUCUCUGGCUGCAGAUGUUCUAGAACAAUACCACAAGCAGUUGAAUUCGCAGGAGGCCAAUGCUGCCACAGGGUGCGGCAAUGGAUCUGUUGAGAAGCCAGAAAUUGCCCUUUAUGAAGUUGGUGGAAAUAUCGGGGAGCACUGUGUGGAUCCUACCACUUUUCUCUUAGACUUGUACAACAACAACCCAGGAGCCGAGUGGAUUAUAAAGCAACGACAGCCUGAUAACAAACGAGAAUGACUUUUGGUCACAAUGGCCCUCUGUGAAUUCCAAAAGUUCAGAGCUUAAAGACCUCAUAGUAGAGGACAGAGGAGUCAAGCUUGUUCAUGUUAUUCCAUCACCAGAUCCAAAGGAUGCCGUAAACGUUGAGUGUCAACAAGGAGCUCAGAGAGAGAGAGAGCUCAUUUGCUGUCUGGAAGCACCUCUGAUCACCACACUGCCUUUGAAUUCAAAAUAUCCACUGGUGACGAUAAGACCAAGGGGAUUUGAAUAGAAACAACUUGAAAACCCCAAAUAAAUAAA